Molecule: messenger RNA, 1842 nt
Organism: Leguminivora glycinivorella
Lineage: Eukaryota; Metazoa; Arthropoda; Insecta; Lepidoptera; Tortricidae
Product: cytochrome P450 4V2-like
Exons: 10
Coding region: 98-1609 (503 amino acids)
Molecular function (GO): iron ion binding; heme binding; monooxygenase activity
Source: RefSeq, a predicted model, not a curated record
AUGGGAAAUAUUUCGAUUAAAUAGUUAAAAUUAUCCGCCAGUCGAAAUUGGCCCCUUAAAUACAUUAUACCUAAAUAGACCAGAUUAGAGCAGAGUUAUGUUUUGGCUAUUUUUGUGGCUGGCUGUGUUCGCAUUUGCCCUUUACCGACUGCAAAGGAGGAAGCUUUAUCAGAUCAGUGAGGAGCUUCCACUCCGAGCUAAGUGCUAUCCGGUUAUCGGACAUACUUAUCUUCUGAAAAAUUCUGAUGCUGAUGGUACCGUUUGGUUCAAAGCUUUAGGCAGACUGGCCAUUGAAAAUGGAGGCAUCGCAUCAUUUUGGGUGCUUAAUAAGCUGUAUAUAGUCGUAGCUGACCCGGAAACUUCUGAAGUCGUAUUGAAGUCUUGUAUGGAGAAAGGUUUCAUCACUCAAUUCAUACGGACGCUAAUUGGCAAUGGCAGUAUAUUUGCUUCAGUUGACAUUUGGCGGCCGCGGCGAAAAGUUUUAGCUCCAGUCUUUAGUAUGAAGAACCUUAACGAAUUUGUAAAAGUAUUUGCUAAGCAAAGCAUGAUCAUGGCCGACUUGCUGGAGCCGAUGGCUGGAGGCGCUGACUUCUCCGUUUGGAGAUAUUUCAACACUUACACGUUCGAUUCAGUUUGCGAAUCAACAUUAGGCAUCGAUUUGAACAGUCAAAAGAAUCCGAAUCACAGCUUCCUCACUGCGUUUGACUUCGCGUCGCAAGAGCUGGCGAAGCGACUCGUAUCGCCGUGGAUGUACCCGGAGUUCAUUUACCGGCUGCUCCCGAGAUACAAGAAAUUUGACUACCACAGGAAUGUCAUACAUACAUUUUUUGAUGAGAUAAUAGAAAUUAAACUAAAACAGCUUUCUACACAAAAAGGAGAUAAAAAUGAUAUCAAUGGCACUGAAAAAACGUUCUUAGACAUGAUGAUACAGUCGUCAGACCGGCAAGAGAAGAAGUACUCGGACCUGGAGCUGCGCGAGGAGCUGAUGGUGAUCGUGAUGGCCGGCACCGACACCUCCGCCGUGGGCGCCUCCUUCGCGGCCGCCAUGCUGGCUCGCCAUCCCGAGGUUCAGAAAAAACUUCACCAUGAGUUAGAUGACGUAUUCGGUGACUCAGACCGAGCCUUGACCGUGGAAGACUUGCCGAAGCUCAAAUACUUGGAGGCGGUCAUCAAAGAGACUUUACGGCUGUACCCUCCAGUGCCCCUCACGGCGAGAGAAGUCAUGAAUGAUGUGACAUUACCAUCAGGCACUACUCUGGUGGACGGGGUAUCAGUAGUACUGAACAUCUGGGCGACGCACCGCAACCCCGCGUUCUGGGGAGCUGACGCGGAGCAGUUCCGACCGGACCGGUUCCUGGAGGGGCCGCUCAAGCACCCGCUGCAGUUCCAGCCCUUCUCGCUGCCCAUGAGAAACUGUCUAGGAUACAACUACGCAAUGAUGUCGAUGAAGACUAUGAUGGCCAACAUGCUCCGCCGCUACAGGAUCCUGCCGCCUAGCCACAUGGACGAGCACAAGCUCAAGGAACCCCUGAAAGUGUCUUUCGACAUCAUGAUGAGGGAUAUGGACAACUAUGAAAUAAGGCUAGAGAAUAGAAGGAAACGUCAUUAGCUAAGGGAAGAUGGUCAUUUUUCUAUUAUUUUUCAAUAAAACUUUUAAAAUGAAAAACAUCUGUUCAAAAUCGAUGAUGACCAACCAUUUAUCAGGAUUAAAACAUGUGUAUAAUAUGACAAAAAUAUUUGCUUUCUCGUUAAUAUUUCUUACAGUGAUAAGAUAACGCAAUUAUUAUUUAUUCCAUUUGUUUUAUUACGUUAUGACAAGCUGUAUUAAAAUUUUGACUUGAA